ACGCCUGAUGAAGAAAAAUCUGUUAGCAGGGAAGAUGACAAAGAAUUAGCCUGCAGCCCAAUUCCAAUGACAGCGGAGAGAAGACGCAGUCUGUGGUAUGCAAGCCACUAUACAACUGAUGAGAGAAAACUUCUGUCAAUGACCCAAGAUGAAUACAAGCCAUCGGAUGUGCUGCUGGUAACAGUGAACGGGAACCCUGCUGACUAUCACACCAUCCACCCCACACUGCCAUUAGAGAACGGUCCGGGCAAAGCAGACAUGUACUCAACACCUCAGUACAAAUGGGAGCCGUCGGAUGACAUGUCAGGUAAAAAGGAAGAGGAGGAGGAGGAGGAAGAGGAAGAAGUUACUCAGGAGGAAAAAGAAAAUGUUAAAUUACAUGCCCUGGUGUCUGUGUUCCAAUUUAUCAUGAAACAAAGUUACAUUUGUGCUCUGAUAGCUAUGAUGGCAUGGAGUAUCACCUAUCACAGCUGGUUGACUUUUGUGUUACUGAUUUGGUCUUGCACGUUGUGGAUGAUUCGGGACCGAAGGAAAUAUGCCAUGAUCAGUUCACCGUUCAUGGUUUUCUAUGGAAAUUUACUGCUAACGUUGCAGUAUAUAUGGAGUAUUGAGCUCAGGAAUGAUGAGCUUCCUCAAGUAUCUGGUUUUUUAGAAAGAAAGGAUCCUGGGGAGUUGGCAUCAAAGAUUCUUUUCACAAUUACAUUCUGGCUACUGCUUAGGCAACACCUCACUGAACAAAAAGCACUUAAACUAAAAGAAGCUACUUUAUCUGAGGUCAAAGUUGGAAAUGAAGACAGUGAAGAAAAAGAAGAGGAGUUGCAAGAAGGAGAAGUGGCAGAAGAACAGGAGGAGGAGAAGGAGAAGGAGAAGGAGAAAGAAAAGGAGAAGGAGGAAGAAGAGGAGGAAGAGGAUGAUGAGGAUGAACAGGAUAUUAUGAAAGUCCUGGGGAAGCUGGUGAUGGCUAUGUUCAUCAAGUACUGGAUUUAUGUCUGUGGGGGCAUGUUCUUCUUUGUCAGCUUUGAGGGUAGAAUUGUCAUGUACAAAAUCAUCUAUAUGGUACUGUUCCUCUUCUGCGUGGCCCUCUAUCAGGUGCACUAUGAAUGGUGGAGAAGGAUUUUAAAAUACUUUUGGAUGUCAGUGGUUGUUUACACGAUGUUGGUACUUAUCUUCAUCUAUACAUACCAGUUUGAGUCAUUCCCUGGGUUGUGGAAGAACAUGACAGGCCUGGAUGAAAACAAACUAGCAGACCUUGGCUUAAAACAGUUUUCUGUGGCUGAACUAUUCACACGCAUCUUUAUCCCCACCUCCUUCCUCCUGGCGUGUAUCUUACAUCUUCACUAUUUCCAUGACCGGUUUCUCCAGCUCACUGAUUUAAAGGCUGUAACCAGCAAACAGGACAACACUAUUUACAGCCAUGCCAAAGUCAAUGGCCGUGUUUAUCUAAUAAUUAAUAGACUGGUGCACCAAGAUGGAAGCCUGCCUGACCUAACUAUGAUGAAUUUAACAGCCAGCAGAGAAAAGGAAGAGGAUAAAAUGCUGGAAGAGGCUGGUGAGAAAAGAAUGGAAGAGCCAGAGGGGGAGGGAGGGAAAGGGAGGGUCGAAAAAGGAAAAGAAGAAGAAAAAGAAGAUGAGGACAAGGAAGAUGAUGAUGAUGAAGACAAUGAAUCAGAGGAGGAAGAAACUACAGACUUGAGGAACAAAUGGCAUCUGGUGAUCGACCGCCUUACAGUGCUGUUUUUGAAAUUCUUGGAGUAUUUCCAUAAGAUGCAAGUCUUUGUGUGGUGGCUGUUGGAACUGCACAUCAUCAAAAUUGUUUCCUCUUACAUCAUCUGGGUCACAGUGAAAGAGGUGUCUCUGUUUAACUUUGUGUUUUUAAUUGCCUGGGCUCUUGCUUUGCCAUAUGCUCAGUUUCGCCCAUUGGCAUCAAGUAUCUGCACUGUUUGGACAUGUGUGAUUAUUGUCUGCAAAAUGUUGUACCAGCUCACAUCUAUUGAUCCCAGCACUUUUUCCAGUAACUGUACAUUGCCAGGAGAGAAUGAAACUAAGGUCAAUUUAGAAGAACUCAAAACCUCAGUCCUCUACAGUGGGCCAGUUGAUCCUGCAGAGUGGGUUGGAUUGAGGAAAUCUUAUCCCCUGCUUGUAUACUUAAGGAAUAACUUACUGAUGCUGGCUAUUCUGGCUUUUGAAGUUACAAUCUACCGUCAUCAAGAGUACUACAGAUGUCGAAAUAACCUGACUACACCUGUAACCAAAACCAUUUUCCAUGAUAUUACAAGAGCACAUCUGGAUGAUGGUCUGGUAAACUGUGUCAAGUACUUCAUAAACUAUUUCUUCUACAAGUUUGGUUUGGAGACCUGUUUUCUUCUCUCAGUGAAUGUAAUCGGUCAGCGAAUGGAUUUUUAUGCCAUGAUUCAUGCCUUCUGUCUGAUUGCUGUAUUGUAUCGACGUAGAAGAAAAGCUAUUGCAGAGAUCUGGCCAAAAUACUGCUGUUUUCUGGCAUGCAUCAUUACAUUCCAGUACUUCCUUUGCAUUGGCAUCCCACCUGCUCCUUGUAAAGACUAUCCAUGGAGAAGUGGUAAUGCCAACUUCAACUCCAACAUCAUAAAGUGGUUAUACUUUCCAGACUUCAUUGUGAGACCGAACCCUGUCUUCCUUGUCUAUGAUUUCAUGCUGCUGCUGUGUGCAUCCUUACAAAGGCAGACAUUUGAGGAUGAAAAUAAAGCUGCAGUACGAAUCAUGGCUGGAGACAAUGUGGAAAUUUGCAUGAAUCUUGAUGCGGCAUCUUUUAGCCAGCAUAAUCCUGUUCCUGACUUCAUUCACUGCAGAUCCUACUUAGACAUGUAUAAGGUGAUAACAUUCAGUUACCUCUUCUGGUUUGUGCUUACUAUAAUCUUCAUAACGGGAACCACGAGGAUCAGCAUAUUCUGCAUGGGAUACUUGGUAGCCUGCUUUUAUUUCCUUCUCUUUGGAGGAGAUCUGUUACUGAAGCCCAUCAGGAGCAUUCUGCGUUACUGGGACUGGCUGAUUGCCUACAAUGUCUUUGUGAUCACAAUGAAGAACAUCCUCUCGAUAGGAGCAUGUGGCUACAUUGAAUCGUUAAUUAAGAAUAGCUGCUGGUUGAUUCAGGCAUUUAGCUUGGCCUGUACAGUUAAAGGCUACCGUAUUCCAACCAACAAUCUAGAUUGUAAACUGCCCAGUGGAGAAGCAGGAAUCAUUUGGGACAGUAUAUGUUUUGCUUUCCUGCUGCUGCAAAGAAGAGUCUUCAUGAGUUAUUACUUCCUGCAUGUUGUUGCAGACAUAAAAGCUUCUCAGAUCUUAGCAUCAAGGGGUGCUGAGCUUUUCCAGGCUACAAUUGUCAAGGCUGUAAAGGCAAGAAUUGAAGAGGAAAAAAAAUCAAUGGAUCAACUGAAAAGGCAAAUGGAUCGCAUCAAAGCCAGGCAGCAAAAAUACAAAAAGGGUAAAGAGAGGAUGCUAAGCAUGACCCAGGAAUCCUCAGAGGGGCCGGAGAUUCGGAAGAUUUCUGAAGAAGAUGAUGAAGGAGAAGCAGACAAAGAGAAAGCCAAGGGCAAAAAAAAGCUGUGGUGGCGGCCUUGGGUUGAUCAUGCUUCCAUGGUCAGAAGUGGAAAUUAUUAUUUGUUUGAGACGGAUAGUGAAGAGGAAGAGGAAGAAGAGAAAAAAGAAGAGGAAGAGCCUCGGAAAAAAUCUGCAUUUCAGAGAGCUAUUGGGAAAUUUGCUUCAGCAAUUUUAGCCUUGCCAAAGUCUGUCAUUAAACUGCCCAAAACUAUUCUUCAGUAUUUAAUCAAAGCAGCAAAG
This is a messenger RNA of Eurypyga helias (sunbittern), 3813 nucleotides long. RefSeq names its product piezo-type mechanosensitive ion channel component 2-like. Gene Ontology annotation, biological process: regulation of membrane potential; cellular response to mechanical stimulus; detection of mechanical stimulus. Gene Ontology annotation, molecular function: mechanosensitive monoatomic ion channel activity; monoatomic cation channel activity. Gene Ontology annotation, cellular component: plasma membrane. NCBI's taxonomy places the organism in Eukaryota, Metazoa, Chordata, Aves, Eurypygiformes, Eurypygidae. The record is from RefSeq and is a predicted model, not a curated record. The annotation marks the transcript as partial. The transcript is spliced from 26 exons.